Tympanuchus pallidicinctus (lesser prairie-chicken) is the source of this 1378-nucleotide messenger RNA. Its product is annotated as zinc finger CCCH domain-containing protein 11A-like. NCBI's taxonomy places the organism in Eukaryota, Metazoa, Chordata, Aves, Galliformes, Phasianidae. The coding region runs from base 223 to 1350 and encodes 375 amino acids. The transcript has 8 exons. The record is from RefSeq and is a predicted model, not a curated record.
GCACCGGCCGUGGGCACACAGAUGUGCACUAUUGCUUCUACUGGUUCCCCUGGGGCUCCGUUGACCACGACGAGGCCAUAUUGGUCUUCACUGGUUUUUAUUGGGCUGCACGCACAAGAGUCAUCCCCACUCCUCCGUUAUCUCACGUCACAGAGCCCCACUGGGUGACCUGGUGUUGGUUUCCUGCCAUUUGGAUCUGGGAGGCGUCCGUCUCCUUCCCUUAUGAUGAAGGCACAGAAGCCAUGCGGGCCGUCGCUGAGGUCACAGUGGUUCCCGGUCUGGGAGCGUUUGUGGCACAGCUGGGAGCAGAGCUGGGGCUGUGGCAAGCGUGCUGCACGCAGACUGAGCUGUGAGCCCUUCUUGAGAGAGAUCAGCUGUGAGAGCCCACUGGAAGCAGCGCUGCGGCGUGUGCGUGAGCUGGGCAUGGCUCAGGGGCUCCUGUCCAAACGGAGUUUCAGAGAUCGAGGCAGUGUCAGGAAGAGUGGAGCCAGGUCUUUCCAGGAGCGAGGGAAGUUCCUGCAAAGAGAGAAAGCUCUCUCUUCAGCUUCCUCUGAGACAGCAGUCAUGUCUCAGCGAGGAGACAUGGAGUGUGUGACAAGAAAGAAGCAGCGCGGCGCGGUUCCCCGCGAUAGGGAGCAGCAGCCAGCAGGCUGCCAGAGAUCCGGCAGCGCCUGGCAGCGCACAGAGGGACGCGAUGGGGACGGGCCGUCCUCACUGCCACGCAAAAGGACGGAGCCUGCGCGUCCAUGGAAUGGUGCUGGGCUUGGGGGGAAACGGAAAGACUCCGCAGAAGCUGAUGCCAGCGGCCUUCCUCUGAAGCGCAGCAAUGCUGAAAGGCAGGGGAGGAGCAGCGAGUGUGACAGGGCACCCAAGAGAGAGAUCGGUGCUGAGCCCAAUGGCGAUAUCUAUGUGAAAGUGGUGCAGCAGGUGCAUUCGGAGAGAGCUUGUCAACAGGCAGCAGCUCAAGCUCCUCUCCAGGCUGGAGGGCUUCCUAGAAGAGCAGGUCCCAGCACAGGGGGAAGAGCUUCCCCUGCCGCGUGCCCCCGCUCCGUCUCCAAGGCCCAGGCUGGAUGCAAACGCAAGGCCUCGGAGGAAGGGACACCAGCAGCAGUGCAGCUGCCUGCCAACAAGAGAGCGAGGGCUGAGAGCGGAGACAGCAUGCCGGCUCCAGCAGCACGGCCUGGGCCUGCCGCAGCGCGGAGCUCCAGGCGCAGAGCAAGAAGACAGCGACGAAAGGAGAGGAGAGCAGAACUGAAGAAGGCUUCUCUGAGAGCAGCUGCUGCAUGUGCAGAGUCCUCCGCAAUGAACAGCCUUGUGGAGAUGAUGCAGAAGCUGCAGCUGCACGACUGAGAGGAGGAGCGACAGAAGGCAGCGCUGC